GGCAGCGUAAGGUAGGUACUACAAUGAGAUAUCAUUGCUGCGGCUGGUAAAACGAGAGAAAUUAAAAAUAAAGGCAAAUUAGCUUGGCGAGUAAGGCUGAAGUGCAACCUUAAAUCGCAAUAAAUAAAGAAAAUACUGGUGCGCUUCAAAAGCGUGCACCUUCUUGUGCAAAAAAUAGAGUUCACAAUGCUCCAUUGUGUCUUGUUCUGAAGAGAGGUUCUUGUUCCUGAAGAGAGGCGUGAAGGGAUCCCCUGACCGCGUCUCGCCCACUGCAUAUGCACGGAAUCGGAUGUGAGGUGAAGCCGCCGUCGCUGCUCUUGGAGCUCGUAGAUAUAUCCUGGCACUGCGUUCCUCAGAGAUACCGAAACGAUGAAGUUCAGCCUGAACCCGUUCACGCUGUCCCACCAGAUCCGCCAGAUGGGCGAUCCCCGAACACGGGACUACCCUGUGGUAACGGACCCUCUGUUCGUAUUCACCCUUCUGCUAUCCUACCUGUAUUUCGUCAAAAUUGCCGGCCCUCGUUGGAUGAAGAACCGGGAACCCUUCCGGAUCCUCAACAUCGUGCGCGUCUACAACUUGAUCUCGAUAGCCCUGGGCAUCCGCUUCCUCUACCUGGUGCUGAAGUUCACCUACCUUCCGGGCGGCCACUACAACCUCUGGUGCCAGGGCAUCACGGGUUACAUGACCGACGAGAUGCGCGAGUACUACCGCACGGGCUGGAUCUACAUCGCGGCGCACUACAGCGACCUCCUGGACACCGUGUUCUUCGUGCUGCGCAAGAAGUUCACCCACGUCUCGCUCCUGCACGUGUUGCACCACACGAUCGUGGUCGCCAACACGUGGUUCUUCGCGCUGUUCGCGCCCGAAGGUCAGCCCACCAUGAGCAUGUGCCUGAACGUGUUCGUCCACGUCGUGAUGUACUCGUACUACUUCCUGACGACCUUCGGUCCCUCCGUGCGCAAGUACUUGUGGUGGAAAAAGUACCUGACCACACUGCAGAUUGUGCAGUUCGUCCUGAUCAUGAUACACUUGUCCAUACCGCUCUUCGUCGACUGCGGCUUCCCGAAGCACUUGGUCAUGUUGGGUAACGUGCAGACGUUCCUCAUUCUGUGCCUCUUCAUAAACUUCUACGUCAAGACGUACGUCGCCAAGCCCACUCACGCCGUUGCGCAGGGCAGCGAAGGCGCCGAAUGCAAAGUUGUUGAUUCAGUUCUGAACGGAAAAAAUAAACGAACAUAGCGAAUCCAA
Dermacentor andersoni is the source of this 1248-nucleotide messenger RNA. RefSeq names its product very long chain fatty acid elongase AAEL008004-like. Gene Ontology annotation, cellular component: endoplasmic reticulum membrane. The record is from RefSeq and is a predicted model, not a curated record. Gene Ontology annotation, molecular function: fatty acid elongase activity. Lineage: Eukaryota; Metazoa; Arthropoda; Arachnida; Ixodida; Ixodidae. Gene Ontology annotation, biological process: sphingolipid biosynthetic process; fatty acid elongation, polyunsaturated fatty acid; very long-chain fatty acid biosynthetic process.